AUGGAUGCCGAUGUCGAUGCGAUCGAUAUCGAUGAUGACGAUGACGACGAUGCUGGCAUAUUCAGAAUCGCCAAUGACUGCCAAAUUGAGGACGAUGAUACCCUCACUGGCGAAGACAACGUUCUUUCAGCAGUGCACACGAAGCGCACUGCUGUUGACAAGGAUGCGUCAGCAUAG
Molecule: messenger RNA, 177 nt
Organism: Peronospora matthiolae
Lineage: Eukaryota; Oomycota; Peronosporomycetes; Peronosporales; Peronosporaceae
Source: the annotation of a GenBank genome assembly